Molecule: messenger RNA, 1652 nt
Organism: Leptonychotes weddellii (Weddell seal)
Lineage: Eukaryota; Metazoa; Chordata; Mammalia; Carnivora; Phocidae
Source: RefSeq, a predicted model, not a curated record
GGCACUUGACCUUUCCCGGGUUCACCAGCAGUAUUUAAACUGGUGCAAGGCAACAUACUUGCAAGUGUCUUCUGUUGUCAUGACAGAUUCUCCUGCUAGUUCACACAAUGUUCAAAAGGCACAAGUCCCUUGCUUCGGAACGCAAGAGAGAAAUAUUUUCCCGAGGAGUUACACGGUCCAUGCUGAAGAAUGACUUGAGAAACUUUCACUGUUUGUCUCAACUUGUGCUCUCAGCAGGCCCUCUAAAAUCAGCUCCAGUAGUUAAACAUUCAAAAUCUGCGCACUUUGAGAUUGAAAUACUUGAUGCUCAAACAAGAAAGCAGAUAUGUAUUGUGGAUAAGGUGGUGCAAACAUCUACUAUUCAUGAUGUUAAACAAAAAUUCCACAAAGCAUGUCCAAAGUGGUAUCCUUCCCGAGUUGGCCUGCAGCUAGAACGAGGUGGGCCUUUUUUGAAGGACUACAUAACCAUUCAAAGCAUUGCAGCUUCCUCCAUUGUCACUCUCUAUUUUACAGACCUAGGUCAACAGGUCAGUUGGACUACAGUAUUUUUGGCUGAAUACACAGGACCUCUGCUGAUAUAUCUCCUCUUUUAUUUGAGGAUCCCAUAUAUAUAUGAUAUGAAAGAGAGUUCUAGAAGAUUCCGUCACCCAGUGGUACACUUGGCUUGCUUCUGUCAUUGUAUACACUAUAUCCGAUAUCUUUUGGAAACCUUAUUUGUUCAUAAAGUUUCUGCAGGACAUACACCUUUGAAAAAUUUGAUAAAGGGCUGUGCCUUUUAUUGGGGAUUUACUUCUUGGAUUGCCUACUACAUUAAUCACCCACAGUAUACACCACCAUCAUUUGGAAACCGGCAAGUCACAGUAUCUGCUAUCAAUUUUUUGAUUUGUGAAGCUGGAAAUCAUUUCAUCAAUGUAAUCUUGGCUCAUCCCAAUCAUACAGGAAUUAAUGCCUGUUUUCCAAGUCCAAAUUAUAACCCCUUCACAUGGAUGUUUUUCCUGGUUUCAUGUCCUAACUACACUUAUGAGAUUGGAUCAUGGAUUAGUUUCACAGUCAUGACACAAACACUGCCAGUUGGGAUUUUUACACUUCUGAUGAGUAUCCAGAUGUCUCUGUGGGCACAAAAGAAACAUAAGAUUUAUUUGAAGAAAUUCAAUUCUUAUGUGCAUAGAAAAUCAGCAAUGAUUCCAUUCAUACUGUAGGAAAAAAUAUAUAGAAGAAAAGUAUAUAAGCUCAAUAAAUCAGACUUGGGCAAUUGUUGACUAUAAUGCAACAGAUUUUCAAAAACUACAGUACUUUUACUGAGUAUAAAUAUUAAAUGGUAUCAUCUAGCUAAAUUUAAAGGAAUAAACCUGAGACAAAUAAAAAGAAGAAACCAUAAAUAUGGGACUAAUAAAAAAUAGUAUCCAAUAUCUUUUCAAAGGAUUGGUCCUUAAACAAGAUUUUCUUACUUCAUUAAAUAUUUCAUAAUACUAUUUGCUUAAGAUAAUUAAAAUACCUGAAUUCUAAAGUAAAAAAAUUGUGACAUUUAAGUCCCUUGAAUUUUACACAUUUUGAUCGUAAUUUAUUAUUUUCUUUAUUGUUCAACAUGUUAUUGAGAAGUAUAUUUCAAUUUCUUGUGAAAAUUCUACCUAUAUUAAAAGUGAAACAUGUAA